Molecule: messenger RNA, 3210 nt
Organism: Fragaria vesca subsp. vesca
Lineage: Eukaryota; Viridiplantae; Streptophyta; Magnoliopsida; Rosales; Rosaceae
Product: UPF0202 protein At1g10490-like
Exons: 26
Coding region: 1-3099 (1032 amino acids)
Biological process (GO): rRNA acetylation involved in maturation of SSU-rRNA
Cellular component (GO): nucleolus; 90S preribosome
Molecular function (GO): ATP binding; tRNA binding; 18S rRNA cytidine N-acetyltransferase activity
Source: RefSeq, a predicted model, not a curated record
AUGAGGAAGAAGGUCGACGAGCGCAUCCGAACCCUGAUAAGCAAUGGCGUCAAAAACAAGCACCGCUCCAUGUUCGUCAUUGUCGGCGACAAGUCACGUGACCAGAUUGUGAAUCUUCACUAUAUGCUCAGCAAUGAGUUGAAGAAAUCAAGGCCUACUGUGUUGUGGUGCUACAAGGACAAGCUUGAGCUCAGCAGUCACAAGAAGAAACGUGCUAAGCAGGUGAAGAAGCUGAUGCAGAGGGGCCUGCUUGACCCCGAGAAGGUUGAUCCCUUCUCUCUUUUUAUAGAGAGCAGCGGAGUGACGUAUUGCUUGUACAAGGAUUCCGAGAGAGUUCUUGGUAAUACUUUCGGAAUGUGUAUACUUCAGGAUUUCGAGGCCUUGACACCGAAUCUACUAGCUAGAACAAUAGAGACCGUGGAGGGUGGCGGACUAAUCAUACUGUUGCUUCGUUCUUUGACCUCACUCACCAACUUAUACACCAUGGUUAUGGAUGUCCACGACAGGUUUAGAACCGAAUCCCAUUCCCAGGCUACUGGCCGUUUUAAUGAGCGUUUCUUAUUAUCACUUGCAUCGUGCAAAGCAUGUGUGGUUAUGGAUGAUGAACUGAAUAUUCUACCAGUUUCAUCUCACAUAAGGUCAAUUACCCCAGUGCCAGUUAACGAGGACUCUGAAGGGAUAUCAGAGUCAGAAAGGGAAUUGAAGGAUCUAAAAGAACAACUAAGUGAUGCCUACCCCGUUGGCCCUUUAAUAAAGAAAUGUUGCACGCUUGACCAGGGAAAUGCUGUUGCUACAUUUCUGGAUGCAAUAUUGGAUAAGGCACUCCGAAGUACUGUUGCCUUGCUUGCUGCUCGUGGCCGUGGGAAAUCAGCUGCACUUGGUUUGGCUAUUGCUGGAGCUAUUGCUGCAGGGUAUUCAAAUAUCUUUGUAACUGCACCGAGCCCUGAGAACUUGAAAACCUUGUUCGAAUUUGUUUGCAAGGGUUUGGAUGCAUUGGAUUAUAAGGAACAUUUAGAUUAUGAUGUGGAGAAAAGUUCUAACCCUGCGAUGAAGAAAGCAACUCUAAAGAUCAACAUAUUCAAGCAGCACAGACAAACAAUUCAGUAUAUCCAGCCCCAUGAGCAUGAAAAACUUUCCCAAGUUGAGUUAUUGGUUGUUGAUGAGGCUGCUGCUAUUCCACUUCCAGUGGUGAAGUCUUUGCUUGGCCCUUAUCUGGUCUUCCUUUCAUCUACUGUCAAUGGCUAUGAAGGUACUGGUCGGUCUCUGUCUCUGAAGCUUCUACAGCAAUUGGAAGAGCAAAGCCAGAUGUCUGCUAAUGGCCCUAUAUCUGGUCGACUUUUCAAAAAGAUAGAAUUAAAAGAAUCAAUCAGAUAUGCUUCUGGUGACCCAGUUGAAUCCUGGCUUGGCGGUUUACUUUGUUUGGAUAUCACCAAUUCCAUUCCUAAGCUUAACGGGUUACCUGCACCUAAUGAAUGUGAUCUCUACUAUGUGAACCGUGAUACACUUUUUUCAUAUCAUAAAGAUAGUGAGAUGUUCUUACAGAGAAUGAUGGCGCUAUAUGUUGCCUCUCACUACAAGAAUUCUCCAAAUGAUUUGCAACUAAUGGCUGAUGCUCCAGCGCAUCACUUGUUCGUAUUGCUUGGUCCUGUUGACGAGUCAAAAAAUCAACUUCCUGAUAUUUUGUGUGUUGUUCAGGUGAGCCUGGAGGGACAGAUUUCUCGUAAAUCUGCAAUCAAAAGUUUAAGUGAUGGUCAUCAGCCUUCUGGUGAUCAGCUACCAUGGAAGUUCUGUGAGCAAUUUCAGGACACAGUUUUUCCCACUCUUUCAGGAGCUCGCAUUGUUAGAAUUGCUACCCAUCCAAGUGCCAUGAAGAUUGGUUAUGGUUCACAAGCUGUAGAACUAUUGACAAGGUACUAUGAAGGACAGUUCGCUCCUAUUUCCGAAACGGAUGUCGAAGAAGUUGAGGCGCCAGCUGUCAGUGUGAUUGAAGCUGCCAAGAAGGUUUCAUUGCUAGAGGAAACUAUAAAACCCAGAACAGAUCUUCCCCAUUUGUUGGUACAUCUUCGUGAAAGACGACCAGAGAAACUUCAUUACAUCGGUGUCUCCUUUGGGCUUACCUUGGACCUUUUCCGUUUUUGGAGUAAACAUAAAUUUGCUCCAUUCUAUAUUGGGCAUAUUCCAAGUGCUGUGACGGGUGAGCACACAUGUAUGGUCCUGAAAUCGUUGAACAGUGAUGACCUUGAAGUUAGUGAUUUUCAUGCAUUUUACCUAGAUUUCAGGCGAAGGUUUCUCAGACUAUUAGGUGUUAGUUUCCAGGCGAUGGAUUAUAGGCUCGCAAUGAGCAUCUUAGAUCCGAAGAUCAAUUUCAAAGAGCUAGAACCAACAUCAAAAACCUCAAAUGGAUUCUUAAAGUCGACUAAAGAUUUCUUCUCGCCUUAUGAUAUGAAGCGACUGGAAGCAUAUACAAACCAUCUUGCUGACUUUCAUAUGAUAUUGGAUCUUGUUCGUACCAUUUCAGAUCUCUAUUUUCAAGAAAAACUUCCCGUAACAUUGUCAUAUGCUCAAGCUUCAAUUUUGCUGUGCAUUGGCCUGCAAAGUCGAGAUAUCUCCUAUAUUGAGGGGGUGAUGAAAUUAGAAAGGCAGCAGAUAUUGUCACUGUUUAUAAAAGUUAUCAAGAAGGUCUACAAAUAUUUGUACUCUGUUGCAUCUGAGGAGAUUCAGUCAACCUUUCCUCAACCAAAAGAUACUGUGAUGGAACCUCACAAAAUCUCUGUCGAUGAGGAUCUCAACAAUGCUGCUAGAGAAGUUGAGAAUCAAAUGAGAUCCAAGGCAGAGCAAUCAUCAAACCCCAAUGAAGAUGCAUUAGAUCUUGCAUUAUUUCGAGAAUAUGCAAUUGAGGAUGAAGAUGCAGAGUUUGAGAAUGCUCUGCAGAAUGGUAAACAGAUACCAAAGGAUGGUGUUAUUAGUGUGAAAUCAAGUAGAAAAGAAAAAGAGGAGCGUGGAAAACAUAGAGAGAGUGACAAGAGUGGAAACAGACGAGGUAGAGAUGAGCAUGGCUCCACCUCGAAGUCAAAAAAGAAGAGGAAAUCUUCACACUAAUGACAUUAUAAGGUUUUUAGAUUGCAACUGUUUUACCAUUGAGAUAGAUACUAUAUCCAUUUGAUAGCCUUUAAAUUACCUGCUGUCACAACAGUGCAGGGUAUAAUUUUG